AUGGUAUGGGUGUCCCAUCAUCUAAGGCUGUACAUGUUGAGCCAUGCCACCUGGUUGGUAUCCAAGAUGGACCCGAUCAAGUACAUCUUUGAGAAGCCCGCUCUCACAGGGCGGAUCGCUCAGUGGCAGGUUUUGCUAUCCGAGUUCGACAUGUUCUAUGUCACCCAAAAGGUGAUAAAGGGAAGUACCUUGGCGGACUAUUUGGCUCAACGGCUUCUCAAUGAUUACCAAACCAUGCAUCCUGAGUUCCCGGAUGAGGACAUUAUGGCCUUAUUCAAAGAGAAGUUAGAAGAUAAGGACAUGGACAAAUGGGUCGUGUGGUUCGACGAAGUGUCUAACGCCCUAGGCCAUGGGGUUGGGGCAGCCUUGGUCUCUCCUGACAAACAACGCAUACCCUUCAUGGCCAAAUUAGGUUUUGACUGCACCAACAACAUGGCCGAGAGUGAGGCAUGCACCCUCGGGAUCCAAGCAGCAAUUGACUUCAACGUCAAACUGCUCAAGGUGUACGGAGACUCAGCCUUGGUGAUUCACUAG
Glycine soja is the source of this 534-nucleotide messenger RNA. RefSeq lists its product as uncharacterized. Gene Ontology annotation, molecular function: nucleic acid binding; RNA-DNA hybrid ribonuclease activity. The transcript has a single exon. NCBI's taxonomy places the organism in Eukaryota, Viridiplantae, Streptophyta, Magnoliopsida, Fabales, Fabaceae. The record is from RefSeq and is a predicted model, not a curated record. Bases 1 to 534 code for a protein of 177 amino acids.